Messenger RNA from Manihot esculenta (cassava), 1559 nucleotides. Its product is annotated as probable xyloglucan endotransglucosylase/hydrolase protein 6. The transcript is spliced from 4 exons. Gene Ontology annotation, cellular component: apoplast; cell wall. The record is from RefSeq and is a predicted model, not a curated record. Bases 419 to 1285 code for a protein of 288 amino acids. Gene Ontology annotation, biological process: cell wall biogenesis; xyloglucan metabolic process. NCBI's taxonomy places the organism in Eukaryota, Viridiplantae, Streptophyta, Magnoliopsida, Malpighiales, Euphorbiaceae. Gene Ontology annotation, molecular function: xyloglucan:xyloglucosyl transferase activity; hydrolase activity, hydrolyzing O-glycosyl compounds.
ACUGGAUUGAUUCUCAUCAAUCAUUGAUCAAGAGGUUACUGCUACUCCAUUUAUAUGAAAGAUCAGAGCAGGGCAGCUCCAAGCUUUAGUUGCAUCUACACAAAAAUAGUUAAUUAGAUCCACUAUUGCAAAGAGCCACUUCUACUCAUGAUCUAUAGAUAGAUGAAGAAAAUUCUGAGGCUAGAAGAGAAUAAUAACUGAGCUUGAUGCAAGAUAACUUUCACGGUUGAGUAGGGCCUGACGACGGCUUGCCAUUAGCUGGACUUGAAAGCAAAACGCUUAUUGUUGCUUUCCUUUUGCAUUUAGCAGUCACCAUCAUUCCCCUUAAUCCUCCACCUAUAUAUACACUUCACUCCAUUACUCUCUUUAAACCAUACUCUUAAUCUUUUCCCUUUUUUUUUAAUACGUAGAGAAAACCAUGGGCUUGCCAAAUGCUACUUUCUUCUUGUUUUUCUUUUCUUUUCUUGCAUUUUCUCUCCCUCUCUCUGCCAGACCUGCAACUUUUCUUCAGGAUUUUAAAGUCACUUGGUCUGAGUCCCAUAUCAAGCAAAUUGAUGGAGGGAGAGCUAUCCAACUCAUUCUAGACCAAAACUCAGGAUGUGGGUUUACUUCCAAAAUGAGAUACUUGUUUGGCCGUGUUAGCAUGAGGAUCAAACUCAUCCCUGGAGACUCUGCAGGAACUGUCACUGCCUUCUAUAUGAAUUCAGACACCGACAAUGUACGAGACGAACUGGACUUUGAGUUCCUGGGAAACAGGACAGGGCAGCCAUACACAGUACAAACAAACAUCUAUGCUCAUGGGAAAGGUGACAGAGAACAAAGAGUAAAUUUGUGGUUUGACCCUUCUGCCGACUUCCACUUGUACAGUAUCCUCUGGAACCAUCAGCAUAUUGUGUUUUAUGUAGAUGACGUGCCAAUAAGGGUCUACAAGAAUAAUGAAGCCAAAGGAAUCCCAUAUCCCAAGUUCCAGCCGAUGGGCGUGUACUCAACAUUAUGGGAAGCAGAUAAUUGGGCAACAAGAGGUGGCCUGGAAAAAAUUAAUUGGAGCAAAGCACCUUUCUUUGCUUACUACAAGGACUUUGACAUCGAAGGAUGUCCAGUACCAGGACCAGCAAAUUGUGCCUCAAACCCCAGGAACUGGUGGGAAAGUGCCACUUACCAAUCCCUCAAUGCAUUAGAAGCUAGAAAAUACAGGUGGGUUCGUAUGAACCACAUGAUCUAUGAUUACUGUACCGACAAGUCUCGAUACCCAGUUGCCCCGGCGGAGUGCAGGGCCGGAAUCUAAAGAAGUUGCAAGCAAACAAGCACAACCCAUGAAGCAAUUUCGUACAUAAAAAUUGAUAUGUCAUAUACUUGAAUCUCCCAUGUAUAUCUUUACGUAGAUUAUUAGCCAUGCAAAUUAUUGGGGAGGCGAAUAAGUCUUUUGGGUUCUUAUGUUUGUGGGGCCAACAGCUGCAAGGGUUUCAAAGUGGACAAAGAUAUAUAUAGUUGUAACUUACGUGUAUCCAUCUGGUGCACAAUAUUCUAUACCAAUAAAAGCUUAUUCAUGAUUAUUGAAA